UCAAACAUAAACAUGCAACAUGUGACUGUCAGGUUUCACCUCCUCCUCCUCUUCCUCCUUCAUCCUGUGACCUCAGUUGACCUGGAGGAGGUGGAUGAGGUGUCGGUGGAGGUUGUUGUUGACAGCUCCCCCUGCAGCGCCACCUGUGGGCUGGGUGUUAAAACUCAAACCCUGUGUUUGUUAAAGGAUGGCAAGUCAGCCAUGGAUGAAGAUGUGAGAAGUAAAGAUGGAUCAGAGGUGUCAGAGGAGUGUCGUGUCCGUAAGAUGAGCUGUCGGGAGUCGUGGCAGUGUGGACUCAGGACCAUGACUUUGACUUCAGGAGAUAGACUGGAGAUCGACUGUCUGGGAGAAGUGAUGCAGGCGAUGGGGAGGUUCUCCUGGAGGGUGUCAUGGCGUUAUGCCCGAGGAAUAAUCAGCUCUGACGACACUCUGUUUUCUCGCUGGGAUGCUCCACUGCUGGAGCGAGUGAUUCUGGACCCUGUCAAGGAGGAGGACGCAGGUACUUAUCGCUGUCUCGUGCAAGAUGCCAGCUUCCGCAGGGUGAAGAGGGUUUACUGGGGGAUCCGGGUUUUGCCUAUUUCUGUAAUCAAUCUGGACUACGAGAGCUCUCUGGCCCAGUGGGACUCUGGAAACCAGCAGAACCAGACCGAGUCAGACCAGCCUGACCAGAGGACGCCUCUGAUUUACACGAUGCUGAUCAGUUUGAGCCUGGCAGGCGUUGGUGCUGGAUUGAUGCUGCUGGGCCUGUACUGGACACUGAGGAGGAGAGAGCUCAUAGGUUAA
Molecule: messenger RNA, 783 nt
Organism: Eleginops maclovinus (Patagonian blennie)
Lineage: Eukaryota; Metazoa; Chordata; Actinopteri; Perciformes; Eleginopidae
Gene: tmem81
Product: transmembrane protein 81
Exons: 5
Coding region: 13-783 (256 amino acids)
Source: RefSeq, a predicted model, not a curated record